CCUCAUCAAAGAUAUCCAAAAUCAUUAGAAGAAAAGGAGAUUAAUUCUUUCCUAAAUUCGAAAAACAAGAUGAAUAGGGAAAAAAAAUUUAGAAUUCAAGAGCCUCCUGUAAUAUCCCCAACAUCUUCUGAAGAGGAAAGCUCAACGUUCGAAGCAUCAAACGUUCACAACUCACUCAGGAUAGAAAAAGAAAACCAGAAUGAAACAAGUAUGGAAUAUUCAGUAAACAUUGUUUCUGACAUUGCAUAUGAGGAUCAAGUUGAAGACUAUAAAGCUAUGAAAAAUAUCGAUGAACAAUCAGCUAGAACAUUGGUGUAUAACGAAAUUAAAUUGCUUCUUCUCGACAUUACUGAUGUAAAAUUACACACUAUUUAUGUGGAUGAGGAUAGAUAA
This is a messenger RNA of Acaulospora colombiana, 393 nucleotides long. The record is from the annotation of a GenBank genome assembly. NCBI's taxonomy places the organism in Eukaryota, Fungi, Glomeromycota, Glomeromycetes, Diversisporales, Acaulosporaceae.